Molecule: messenger RNA, 2006 nt
Organism: Phaedon cochleariae (mustard beetle)
Lineage: Eukaryota; Metazoa; Arthropoda; Insecta; Coleoptera; Chrysomelidae
Source: the annotation of a GenBank genome assembly
GACUUUUCUUCAUCCAAGCAAAAUGGUAACUUUCUGCUGGGGUAUUUUUUGCAAACACGGUUCAUAUGUACUCGAAAAACCAACAGAAUCUUUGCCAGAAGACAGGAGGUCAUCAAAACGUGAUGGAGUCAUCAAUAUUCCAAUACAUACAGGCAAACAAUCGAUAGUACAACAUCCAAAAAGUCCAGAAGAUGAACAAUCAAUAAGAACAGCAAUAGAGACCAACGACUUCAUCAAAAAAAUAGUAUCUAAAGACGUGAUCGAAGAAGUAGUAUCCGCCAUGUACGAUAAAGAAGUUUCAGCAGAAGAAAUAGUUAUAAGACAAGGCGACAACGGUAGUCACAUAUACGUGUCAGCAAAAGGAAGAUAUCAGACGAUAGUAAAUGAAAAAGUUGUGGAUGAAUUCGAGGACGUUAGGGUUUUCGGGGAGCUUGCCAUCCUCUACAAUGCCAAACGGGGUGCUACCAUCAAAGCGAUGACGUCUGGAAAGCUGUGGGUGUUGGACAGUGACCUGUACCAGCGGAUAAGGUACAAACGGAACCUAAAGGAAGAGGAUGAGACGAUGGAGUUUCUGUUGAACAACGAGAGAUUGGGAGUAAUUGGUAGGGAGGCUUUACGGUUGGUGGCUAAUCUGCUAAAAUCCGAGUUUUUUCCAAGCGGCAAGGAAAUAUUGAAAGAGGGAGAUGAAGGCCACGAAUUCUACAUAAUCAGAGCUGGCACCGUAACAAUAACCAAAGCAGGCGAAGGAAUCAAGGGGGUGUAUAAAGAGGGCGACAGUUUCGGGGAAUACGCCCUUCUAAAGAAAGUUCGUCGACAAGCCACCGUCACCGCGAAUCCCCCAGGGGUGGAAUGCCUCAUCCUCACCAGGAAAGAGUUCAUCCGGUACUUCGGCGAGGUCACGGAGUUCAAAUAUUUGAAACUCCCGCCUAAAAACUCCGUCCAGGCGGCAGUCGCGACAGAGUUUGCGGACGUUUCUCUCCAAGACCUGGCGAUAAAGACGACCCUGGGGGUAGGAGGUUUCGGCCGGGUGCAGCUGGUGCAACACAGGCGGAAGAAAGAGCUGGUCUUCGCGUUGAAGUGCUUGAGAAAGAGCGAUGUGGUGGCUAACAAUCAGCAGGAGCACGUGCGAUACGAAAGGGACAUCCAGAAGAGGUGCAAGUCUGCCUUCAUCGUUGAAUUGUAUAGGACAUUCAGUGACGACAUGCACAUUUAUUUGCUCAUGGAGACGUGUAUGGGUGGAGACCUGUGGAACCACAUGAAAAGAAAAAGAGCUCGCAGAUUCGAAGAGACCGAAGCAAGAUUCUAUUUCGCCUGUGUACUGGAAGCGAUCGGUUACCUACACUCCAAGGAAAUCAUCUACAGGGACCUAAAGCCAGAAAAUCUCCUAUUGUGUUCCAACGGAUACAUAAAACUGGCCGACUUGGGAACCGCCAAGAAGGUACCAUUUCAAGGGAAAACCUGCACCUUUUUGGGCACUCCCGAGUACCUGGCACCGGAGAUAAUCAAGUACACCCCUUACAACAAAGCCGUGGACUAUUGGCAAUGCGGGGUCUUGCUUUUCGACUUUCUUUGCGGCUUCACCCCAUUCAGAUAUCCGGAAGGUAACUCCCUGAGGGUGCAGCAAAAUAUACUCGAUGGUAUCGACAAAACGAAAUUUCCAACUUUCGUGAACUUGGUGACCAGACAUCUGAUAAUGAUGCUAUGCAGACCAGAGCCGUCUCAACGGCUAGGUAUGAACGAGAAUGGGAUUGAAAGUAUCAAGGGGCAUAAAUGGUUCACUGGGUUCAAUUGGAGUAGGUUCCAAGAACUCAAGAUGACACCUCCGUUCAAGCCGAAGUUGAGAGGUCCUUUGGACGACAGAUACAUUGAAAAGUGCAAGAAAGAUUGGGAUACUGGAAAUGAUCAAGUAGAGGCUAUCGACGCUCAAUGGUUUGAGGAUUGGGAUUCAUAAUUCAUACACUCAGGAUUUUAUUCAAUUUAUUGGGAAGUAGUUUUUUUCAUUGAUC